Messenger RNA from Anthostomella pinea, 273 nucleotides. Lineage: Eukaryota; Fungi; Ascomycota; Sordariomycetes; Xylariales; Xylariaceae. The record is from the annotation of a GenBank genome assembly.
AUGGCGCAAGAACCUUCAUCCAACUCGCUCGCCGUCACCAGCGAGAAACCCGACAACACCUCCUCGACCACCGCGGCCCCCAAUGACCAACCACAAGAACCAACAGCACCAAAGCCAGCCCUCUCGCGCAGUGCCUUCUCCGGCACCCGCACCGGUAGCCGCACCCGCACGACCUCCUCAAAACCAGCUCAGCAAUGCGCCGAGCACAAACCCCGCCAGCUCUGGAACAUCGACAGGAACUCGCUCAGGGCCCGCCUCGACUGGCACCGCUAG